This is a messenger RNA of Daphnia carinata, 709 nucleotides long. RefSeq lists its product as uncharacterized. The transcript has 3 exons. NCBI's taxonomy places the organism in Eukaryota, Metazoa, Arthropoda, Branchiopoda, Diplostraca, Daphniidae. The record is from RefSeq and is a predicted model, not a curated record. The coding region runs from base 64 to 486 and encodes 140 amino acids.
GCCGGGUCGAGCGGCUGUGCCUUUUUCUUCCGGCUCCACCUGUGAUUUCCAUCAUUAACAUCGAUGAUGAAGGGAUUGAUUAUAGCGACAUGCCUCUUAUUAACAGCAGCAGUGCAUGCCGGUGUUAUUGUCGGCCAUCAAAUCAUUCCAAACUACUAUUUACAUAGCGGUGUUUAUCCUUACCAUCAGUGGGUGCCAUUGCAUUACGUCGCUUCCCCAGGCAGUUUCAAUGCAAGAGCGUACGAUCCAGUCGUUCCUUAUGACGCCAUCAGCAGAUCGAAUUAUCCUUUUAAUGAUACAGAAGGAAGACAUCGAGAUGAUGGCGACAGUAAUUACGGAGAAGCAACAAUACCUAAUUACCGCAUGUUUCAUUUCGUGUUGAAGCUGGUGAGGUCGAUGCGCAAACAUUUUCUUCCACUUUACGCCACUAAUCCAGAAGACGUCAGCAACAUUUACGUCCAGUACGAACAUGAGAAACGGCGGUAAAUAAAGGGGGCAGGCGAACUCGUCAGGAAACAGAUGAACACCUUCGCCUAAGGGGAAAUGUAAGACAUAAAUAAAAAUGUGUGCUGCUGGUAGCACACACUGUCGUUAUUAUUUAUUAAAUUGUAAAGAUUCUUCUUAGUUGAUAUCUUGACAUGCGAUCAAGGGCGUUUACCUUUGUGCAUACUAAUGAGGCUGUCGUGAAAUAAAAACUGAUGAGCCCCAA